AUGUGUCAGACGGGCAGCCACUUAUUUGAAUACUUUAUUGAAGAAAAAGACGAAGCUAAUACGAAAAAAUUGGAUCCACUCGCCAGGAACAUUGAGAAGUACAGCCCCGACAUUGUGGCUAUAUCGCACCCCGACAUUGGGAUACUCGGAGCCCCGACGUUGUGGCUAUAUCGUACCAUGACAUUGGGAUACUCGCAGCCCGUCAUUGUGGCUCUAUCGUACCCCGAAAUUGGGAUACUCGCAGCCCCGACAUUGUGGCUAUAUCGUACCCCGACAUUGGGAUACUCGGAGCCCCGACGUUAA
Molecule: messenger RNA, 303 nt
Organism: Pieris macdunnoughi
Lineage: Eukaryota; Metazoa; Arthropoda; Insecta; Lepidoptera; Pieridae
Source: the annotation of a GenBank genome assembly